Messenger RNA from Dichomitus squalens LYAD-421 SS1, 462 nucleotides. RefSeq lists its product as uncharacterized. The coding region runs from base 1 to 462 and encodes 153 amino acids. The transcript is spliced from 4 exons. NCBI's taxonomy places the organism in Eukaryota, Fungi, Basidiomycota, Agaricomycetes, Polyporales, Polyporaceae. The record is from RefSeq and is a predicted model, not a curated record.
AUGACUACAUCGUCUGUUCACCCCCAAUCCGUUGGCAGUGAUCAAGAGUCUUCUGAUGCAUCUUCUACACAGGUGGAAGGCAUCGCCAUCACUCACCAGCUCGAAGACGGCCAGACCGUCAAGCUCUCUCAUGGCAGCUGCUGGGCAAAGCCUACUGCUAUCGUCACCUUUUGUCCCAAAGAGUCCUUAGUCGGGGUCUUCGGUCUCGCUGGACCGCCGACGUCCUGCGAAAAGCGCGCGAUGAUCAACAGCAUCAACUUCGUCAUUCUCGACUCCAAGACUAUGACAAUUCGCACGGAAGGGGCCCUGAUACUCGCCUACAGCCUUUCGGGAAUAGUAACGAAAGCGACGAGGGUGCGCUAUUCUGUCUCCGACGUCUUCGCAUUUGGCGGGUUUGCUGAGAGUAACACCAUCCAUGGCCUCUUUGGCCUAUUCUUCUACAAGGACCUCAAUAAGGCCUGA